AUAAUCAAGGUUCACUUAGUUGUUUUACCCAUUUUAUUUUUGUUCACUCUAGUUUUCUUAACAUUUCAGGUGUACAAGUUCCUAUUUCCUGGAAUCCUGAGGAUUUCCUUUAGUGAUUGUCAUUGGAUGAGUCUGCUUUCUCAGUACUCCUGGCCAGGAGGGAGACACAGAAGAGGAGGAAUGGCUGCAGGAUUACUGACAACCUGGUCACAGAACUCAGUGACCUUUGAGGAAGUGGCGGUGGACUUCUCCCAGGAGGAAUGGGCAUUGUUGGACCCUGCUCAGAAAAUCCUGUACAGAGAUGUGAUGCUGGAGAACUUUAGGAACCUGGUCUCCAUGGGGUAUCAUCUCUACAGAAGCAGCCUGUUUGCUGAGGUGGAGCAGGAAGAACUGAGGACAGAAUGGAGAGGAAUUCUCCAAGGUGCCUGUACAGUUUCAGAUUGGGAUAUACAACUUAAAUCAAAAGAUGCAAUUCCGAUGCAGAAUGUUCCUGAGGAGAAAAAUUCUAAUCACAUAAAAAUGGUACCACCUCAACCUGGUGAGAAGCCCUUGGAAUUUGAUCACAGCAGAAAAUUCUUCAGGAAGAACUGUCACCUUAAUUGUUCAAGGUAUUGCAAGGGAAAGAAAUACUACAAAAAUAAAGAAUAUUGGAACUGCUCCAGCCAUCCUUCAACUUUUAGGAGUUAUGUGAGUAAUCACAGUGGAAAGAAAACUUUUGAGUUUGAUGAUUGUGGCAUACCUUUCAGUCAAGAGUCAUCCCUUCAGAAACACUUAAGAACCCUCAUGGGAAAGGAAUCUUAUGAUUGUAGACAGUGUCUUAUGUCCUUCAGCUUACAUGCCUGCUUUUCAGUACAUGAGCCAGUACCUCCUGGAAAGAGACUCUGUGAAGGCAGUGACUGUGGAAAAACGUCUUCCCUUAGUGUCCCCAAAAAAAUGUGUACUGUGGAGGAAAGUGCCAAGUGUAAUGAGCUUGGGAAACUUUUCACUGGCCCCUUGUCCCUUGAGAAAUGUGUGACACCUCAUACUGGAGAUAAACCUUAUGAAUGCAGGAACUGUGGGAAGGCCUUCGUUUUUCAGUCUUCCCUUAAGAAACACAUGAGAUCUCACACUGGAGAGAGACCUUACCAGUGUAAUCAUUGUGGAAAAUCCUUUAGCCAGAGCUCACAUCUUAAUGUGCACAAAAGAACUCACACUGGGGAGAAACCCUAUGACUGUAAGGAAUGUGGCAAAGCUUUCACUGUUCCGUCAUCCCUUCAGAAACAUACGAGAACCCAUACUGGAGAGAAACCCUACAAAUGCAGUGACUGUGGGAAAGCCUUCAUUGAUCAGUCAUCCCUUAAGAAACAUACACGAUCGCACACUGGAGAGAAGCCUUAUGAAUGUAAUCAGUGUGGAAAAUCCUUCAGCACAGGCUCUUACCUGAUUGUGCACAAGAGAACUCACACUGGAGAGAAAACCUAUGCAUGUAAAGAAUGUGGAAAGGCCUUCAGGAAUUCCUCUUGCCUAAGAGUACAUCUGAGAACUCACACAGGAGAGAAGCCCUAUAAAUGUAUUCAGUGUGGAAAGGCAUUUAGCACCAGCACUAACCUCAUAAUGCACAAGCGAAUACAUACAGGACAGAAACCCUAUGAAUGAAAUGACACAGGAAAGCCUUAAGUGGUCCUUUCCAGAACUCACACUGGAAAAAAACCCUAUUGAGACCAAUGUAGAAAGACUUCAGGCACAGUUCUUGACCUAGGUUAUUCUGAGACCAACCUUAUAAAUGCUACAGUUCUAUAAUUGUCUUUAUCAAUGAGUUUUCAUCCUUGAAGUGCAACAGCUCAUUAGUUAAUGAGUAUUAAAAGUUAUGUAGUACUCUAAAUGCCCCUGAUCUACAUCAUAAAGGUUUUGAUAUGUAAUGUUUUCACUGUAAUUUAGUACAAAUAUUGUCCAAUUCUCAUUGAGGUGUCUUGCACCUAUAGGGUAUUUAGAAAUACAUUUUUUAAUAUGCAGACUAUGCAUAUUAUCUUUUAGUUAAAACUAUAAUUGCAUUAUGCACAGAAUGCAUGGUCUUUAUGAUACAGAUUCUGUAUGACAAAUUCAAACAAAAUUGUUGGAGACUUGCUGUGUGGUCUAAUGUGUCAGAUAUAAGAAAUGCUUCCUACAUCCAUUUUUCUGUUCCCUUCAAAAAGUUACAAAACUACAGUUGUGUUCAAGUUGGCAGUGUGGACAGUCUUUUAAGGUUUCAUCUCCAAGCCUUCCUUGCAGCUAUGAGUGCCCACCCAUGAGCCCCCAAUUCCAGCCAGUAAAAAUAGUCAGAGAUCACUGCUUAUAGGUUCUAAAGAAGUUCAUGGAAAUGGAAGCAUCUCUGGCAUUUUCUCUUUACCAUUUACCCCUUGUCUUAUCUCAUCUUCUUUCCUGGAUAAUAGACCAAGAGGAUGACUGUCAUAGACCACUGAUUAUACAAAAGGAGCAUACAGUGUUAUUUGAGUCUGCCAAUUCUAGACUGCUUAUUUCUGGACUUUAUGUAACAUGAGAAAAAUAAACUCCAAAUUGUUUAAA
This is a messenger RNA of Manis javanica (Malayan pangolin), 2541 nucleotides long. The record is from RefSeq and is a predicted model, not a curated record. NCBI's taxonomy places the organism in Eukaryota, Metazoa, Chordata, Mammalia, Pholidota, Manidae.